AUGUCUGCUAUCGAUAUCGCCCUACACCAUCCCAUAGCGGUACUGUUCGCUUUCAUCGGUCUCCCUCCCGUCAUCUUCCUGCUCUCGCUCUAUAGACGAGUAUCGACCCGGUCAUCUAGAAAACACACCGCGACAGUGCUCGUUCUAGGCGAUAUCGGUCGAAGCCCACGGAUGAUGUACCACGCAGACUCUUUUGCCAAGAAUCAGUGGGCCACUUAUGUGGUAGGAUAUGAAGACACGGCCCCCAUUCCCUCUCUGCUUGAGAAUCAGCUGGUCUCCUUCCAUGGUCUCGCAGAAGCGCCAACCUUGGUUGGCCUCCUGCCGUGGGCUUUGCGGGUCCCUAUACGAGUGUUGUAUCAGAUCAUGUCUGUGAUAUACAUUUGCAUAUGGUCAAUUCCUUGUAACACAGAGGUGCUCCUUGUACAAAACCCGCCAUCAAUCCCUACACUGGCUCUGGCUCAAGCUGUAUGUUUUGUCACCAAGACCAAAUUGAUUAUCGAUUGGCACAACACGGGUUAUUCCAUCUUGGCGAUGAGAGUCGGAGAACAUUCACCUUUGGUCAAGGUGGCUACCUGGAUUGAAGCCAAGUUUGGGAAGAAGGCCUUUGCUCAUCUGUUCGUCACAAAAGCUCUAGAGGAGUUUUUGGUGCAAGAAUGGGAUCUAAGGGGAAAGACGACCGUUCUCCACGACAGGCCACCUCCAAACUUCCGCCGCACUGGGCCCAUGGUCCAACACGAGCUCUUUCACCGCCUCUUACCCGAACUUGAACCACCCUUCCCUUCCACCUCUCCUCUAAAAGACCCCGCAGUCACCAUUUUCACCGAAAUUGGGCCUUCAGGAAUGCCCGCCUUUCGCACCGACAAGCCUGCUCUGGUUGUAUCCUCCACCUCCUGGACCGCCGACGAAGACUUCACGCCCUUCGUCGUCGCUCUGGAUGCGUACCAAAAGGCCGUGGAUUCGGGCGCCAACCUUCCCAAGCUCGUAGUCAUCAUUACUGGCCGGGGCGGUCUCAGGGCGCAAUUCGAAACGAUUGUCGCUUCCCGAGAAGCAACGCAGGCAUGGAAAGACAUUAUUGUUCGAUGUGUCUUCCUGCCCGCGCGAGACUACCCGGCAUUGCUGGGAAGUGCCGACCUCGGAGUGAGUCUACACAGCAGCAGCUCCGGGCGAGACUUGCCUAUGAAAGUGGUGGACAUGUUUGGCUGCGGCGUGCCCGUGCUGGCGAGAAACUUUGCUUGCUUGCAUGAGCUAGUCAAGGAUGGGAAGAAUGGGAGAGUAUUCGAGUCUGGUACAGAGAUGGGUCAGCUGUUAAUUCAACUUUUCGAUUCAUUCCCUGUCUCCCCCGACCUUGAAAGCUUGAAAUCUUUUUUUGAACGCGAUCACAAGCCGCGACGGACCGGGACAUUGUCGCCCAGUGGCGCUGGUGAAGACGAGUGGUCGUCUUGGGAGGACAACUGGGAUAGAGUGGUUUCGGACGGCGUUUUGAACGAUACUAAAGAUUAG
Molecule: messenger RNA, 1500 nt
Organism: Cryptococcus wingfieldii CBS 7118
Lineage: Eukaryota; Fungi; Basidiomycota; Tremellomycetes; Tremellales; Cryptococcaceae
Product: beta-1,4-mannosyltransferase
Exons: 4
Coding region: 1-1500 (499 amino acids)
Cellular component (GO): endoplasmic reticulum
Molecular function (GO): mannosyltransferase activity
Source: RefSeq, a predicted model, not a curated record